ACGAACAUGCGAAUUGUUAACAGAGAGAAGAACUAAAUUUUCAGGUAUUUGAAUCCAAUACCAUUUUCUUUUCUAAUUGAUUACUUGUGCGUAUGUUUUUGGUAAUCUUGUUACCAAAAGCAUAAGCCUUUUUGCUUGCUCCUCAAUCAAAUCUUUCUCUGGACAAAGCCUGGUCAGUAGUACUUUUGUUCUAAUUUCUAUAUCUUUUUGAAAUUUGUGUUUUUUUGUUGCCUUCAGAUUUGGUUGAUCGUUUUCUCCAAAUUCCUUGAUUUCCCAGAUCCAAUUCCGUUAAACGAACUUGAGUUUCAGUUUUGAUGCUUUAAUUAACAUUUAAUUCGAUUCUUUUUGUAGUUUAGGUUUUGAGGCAAAAUUGAAAAUACUUCAAAAAUUGGAUUUUUUUUCUUGUUUAGAUUUUAGAAAUUGGUUGUGGUAAUUUGGUUGGUGGCAUAUUCGUAUUUUUUGGUGAUCUGGGUAUUGGAGAUUUUAGUGGAAUUCUGGUUCUCCUAUAUUUUUUAUGGCAUUCUCGGAAAUGUUGAUCUCGGUAUUCAAGAUUUAAGUUGAAUUUAGGCCUGAAGAAUUGGGCUGUGGCUGUUUUUUGGUUUUGGUUGAUCUGGUAUUUUUUAUAGUAGUGGUAGAAGAAAUGUUCUAUGGUGCAGUUGUAUGGGACCCUUGGCUAAUUGUUGCCCAAAUUAUUUGUCUUCAAUGCCUAUACUAUAUCAGUCUUGGUGUAUUUUUAUCCAUUUUUGUUGGCACUCAUGUAUCACGGAUGAGUCUUGUGUAUUUCUUUGACUAUGCUACCAUCACUGCCUCUACGGUCACCGGUUGGUGUGUUAUUGCUUCGGUUCUACUGAGCUCGGUUUCUGGGGCUGGAUUUAUGUUUUAUAUAGUUGAGAGGGCAAAGAAGUGCUUAGAUUUUUCAGCAACUCUGUACAUCAUCCAUCUUUUUAUAUGCAUUGUUUAUGGGGGUUGGCCCUCCUCAAUAACUUGGUGGGUUGUUAAUGGCACUGGACUUGCAGUGAUGGCUUUGCUAGGUGAAUAUCUGUGCUUUAGACGUGAAUGGCAAGAGAUUCAAAUAACACGGUAUAGAGCAAUUAGUGUCUCUCUCAAAAGCUCACGUGCACUUGCUGGUCAAGUAUCUAAAGACCUGGGGCGGUGUCAGGAAAAUCGCACCCCUACUUGUGCCAAGGAGUUUUAACAGUCUUUCACACACUGAAUGCAGGACGGAGUGGGUUGGUCAGCAAAAUGGAGUGAGACACAGUGCCCCAUCUUUUUAACUUGACGAAGCCAUGUUUAUCUCUUUUAAACGAAUCACACCCAUAUGGCAUGGAGCUUAGAUUCCAAGGAAUCAUACUUUGUUAGAGGCAAGGAGAACAGGAUGAAUUUUGGAUUUGAAAGGGCUUUAAUUUAGUGAUCUUUGGUUCUCGCUUUUCUUCAUUUUGGGCCUUUUUCUGGCUCCUGUUUUUUCACAGUUCUAUUGCUAAUUACAUUUUAAAGGUAAAUAAUAAUGUGUCAUUACGUGAUUGAAUAUUA
This is a messenger RNA of Mangifera indica (mango), 1530 nucleotides long. Its product is annotated as protein SYS1 homolog. The transcript is spliced from 3 exons. Gene Ontology annotation, cellular component: trans-Golgi network; Golgi membrane. The record is from RefSeq and is a predicted model, not a curated record. Gene Ontology annotation, biological process: protein localization to Golgi apparatus; Golgi to plasma membrane protein transport; Golgi to endosome transport. Bases 641 to 1195 code for a protein of 184 amino acids. Lineage: Eukaryota; Viridiplantae; Streptophyta; Magnoliopsida; Sapindales; Anacardiaceae.